AUGCUGCAGGCACAAAUCGGCCACACCGUGGAAGCCUACAUCGACGACCUCAUUGUCAAGAGCAAGAAAGAAUCCAACCACCUCCAGGAUUUGGCUGAAGUCUUUGAAAUCCUUAAACUACACAAGCUCCACUUAAAUCCUGAAAAGUGUGCAUUUGGCGUAAGCGCAGGGAAAUUCCUUGGAUACUUGGUCACUCAACGUGUCUCUGCCCAUGCAGUUAGUUUAGCACUGGUACGACGAGUUCGCACAGAAGACAUGCCCGUCUACUUCACAAGCAAAACACUCCUUCGAGCGGAAACACGCUAUCUACCACUCGAGAAAUUGGCAUUCGCUCUCGUCUCGGCAGCCAAGAAACUCUUGCCUUACUUCCAAUCCCACACCAUCACCGUUUUAACUGAGCACCCUCUAAAAAGCCUCUUUCGAAAAGCUAAUCUAUCCAACCGGGUAUCCAAAUGGGCAGUCGAAUUAGCAAAUUUUGACAUCCGUUUUGAGCCACGAAGGAUGAUCAAGGGUCAAAAUCUCAUCGACUUCAUCGCAGAAUUAACACCCGAAGAUACGGAUAUUCUCAACACUCCCACUCCUCAACCUAUCACAGAAUCAACAAAAGCACCAAUGCCUUGGCAACUCUUUCAAGGUAACAUCUGGCGACUACAUGUCGACGAGGCUUCCAACAGCAACGGAGCCGGUGCAGGCAUUGUCUUAGCUUCCCCUUGUGGCACACUUCAUGAAAGUUCAUUAAGCAUCGACUUUCCCGCCACCAAUAAUGAAGCUGAAUACGAAGCCCUCCUUACAGGCUUACGCUCCGCAGUUGCGAUGAAAGUCUUCGAUCUUGUCGUUUACUGUGACUCCCAACUCAUAGUCAACCAAGUACUUGGGAACUACGAGGCUCAGGACCUGCGGAUGUCGAAAUACCAGGCAAUAGUCGCCGAACUCAUCACGCACUUCCAAAAUUUCAAAAUCAAACAGAUCAACCGCGAACACAAUGCGCUUGCAGAUGCACUCGCUGGCCUUGCCUCAGCUUCUAAAGCCUCCGAAUUUAGGACUAUCAACUUCGGCAGUAUCGACCACCCAAGCUUUGACACCAUUCCAGAGGUCCUCAACGUCGAACUCGGUCCAAGCUGGAUGGACGAGAUCAUUGCGUUUCUCAAGCAUGACACUUUACCAGUAGACAAGAAGGAAGCUUACCGCAUCAGGAACAAAGCUGCUUACUACUGGCUCUCCGAAAGUGGCCAACUCUACAGGAAAUCUUUCUCGGGCCCUUAUCUCUUCGUUGUCCACCCAACCCAGGUACCUGAAAUUCUCACCGAGCUUCACUCAGAUUACUUCUCAAAAUGGGUAAAGGUUGAACCUCUAGCAACAAUCACCGAAGCCGACGUAAGAAGAUUCGUCUGGAGAAACAUCGUCACUAGAUUCAACAUCCCCUACUCCAUUGUCUCAGACAACGGAAGCCAAUUCAUCGGCAAAGACUUAACCAGUCUCUAUGCCGAAUUUGGUAUACGCUUCUUCAACUUUACUCCAGUUUACCCCCAAGGAAAUGGCCAAGCUGAGGCCACAAUCAAGAUCGGCUGUGCCAGGAUCAAGCGUCGGCUAAACUCUAAGAGAGGAAAAUGGGCUGAGGAACUGCCACGUGUUCUUUGGGUUUACCGUUCUACCCCGACGUGCUCAACAGGCCAAAUGCCCUUCUCAAUGGCAUUCGGCAUGGAGGUCGUAAUCCCACUAGAGUCUAGGUUCCCCACUCUAAAAACAGAGAACUUCGAUCCAAAGACUAAUGGCGAAGAUGUGGAACAGAAACUGAUCUUGGCAGAAGAGAAGCGCGACGACGCUCAGUUAAAGCUCGUCGAGUACCAACAGCAAGUGACAAGAGGCUACAACCGAAGUGUUCAAACCAAGACCUUCAAGCCAGACGACUUAGUUUGGCGAAAGGUGGUGCAAGCCAGCAAGAAGCAGAAAUGCAAGCCCAACUGGGAGGGUCCCUUUCGUGUUGUCAAAAUUAUUGGUGAAUGUGCUUACGUACUAUAUGACAUGAAUGGAAAAAUCCUCACCAACCCAUGGAAUGCACAGAACUUGAAAAAGGCAUACAUGUGA
This is a messenger RNA of Rhododendron vialii, 2085 nucleotides long. RefSeq lists its product as uncharacterized. The record is from RefSeq and is a predicted model, not a curated record. Lineage: Eukaryota; Viridiplantae; Streptophyta; Magnoliopsida; Ericales; Ericaceae. Bases 1 to 2085 code for a protein of 694 amino acids. The transcript is spliced from 3 exons. Gene Ontology annotation, biological process: DNA integration. Gene Ontology annotation, molecular function: nucleic acid binding; RNA-DNA hybrid ribonuclease activity.